Messenger RNA from Theobroma umbraticum, 1160 nucleotides. RefSeq names its product F-box family protein. Gene Ontology annotation, molecular function: protein binding. The record is from RefSeq and is a predicted model, not a curated record. NCBI's taxonomy places the organism in Eukaryota, Viridiplantae, Streptophyta, Magnoliopsida, Malvales, Malvaceae.
UAUAGAUGUUCAGACCGGAUCCGACUGGCCCAUCAUCUUCUACAACCGACCCUAACAACCAUUUAUUAGUUCUGGAUCUUUACCGUUUAAAAAUCAAUCGCAAAAUUACAAAAGAAAAAAAAAAGAAAAAGAAAAAUGAGUUCGAAGAACGAACUGCCAGACGAGCUAUGGAGAAAAAUACUAGAAAUUGGAAUCAAAUCCUCAAAUUUCAUAUUCAAAGAUCUUUGUUGUAUUUCAAUCAGCUGCAGGCGUCUCCAACGUUUAUCGAAUGAGGACUCACUCUGGUCCCACUUACUCUCCGUUGAUUUCCCCAAUCAAAUCUCAUCACCUCCAUCAUCCUCCUCCCCGAAAUCUCUUUACAAAAUAAGGUUUGAGAGAGAAAGAGAGAGGAAGUUAUUGGUUUAUAAAAGGGCGGUGUUGAGGAAAGAGAGUCAAGUUUCGGAGCAUUUAAGGAAGCUUCGAGAAAUUGAGGUUCGGUUAAGUGAGGAAAGAGAGAAAUUGAAGUCUGCCGUUUCGGAAUUGUCUAAUUUACAUAAGGUCAGUCAAGCAUCAGUGGCUUUGAAUGUGUGGCAGCCGGAGGUUGUGCGCGGUAGGCAAAAACAAAUGGUCGAGCAAUGUGUUGUUCCAGUUGAAUCUAGAAUCCGUGCCCUCAAGAUGGAAGUUAAGCUUUGCAACCAACAGCUACAAGUGUUUGAUAAGGCUUAUAGAGAUGAGAAGCAAAGGCUUGAUGCAGCUAAGGAGGAGUUGCAAUCCAUGAAAUAUCACCCUUUACGAGAUUAUAAGCUGACGAGUAAUGAAAGCCAUGAAAAUAAGAUGAAGAGGAAGAAGUUGAAAACAUGCAUCAACUCUCCUUGUAAACAAGGUAAAACAACAUAGAUGAGCAUGCUUGCUUAAUCGACUUGCUGCCCCGUACCAUCUUCUGUAUGGUUCUGGCCUUAUGACAUUAUCCAUUGUGCCUUUUUUUGUCUGUGGGGCGCAGAGAAUGUGCAGAAAUGUGGCAUAUGCAGGCCUUCCAAAGCUGAAUGUUCAUCAAUUCCGAUGUAAUACCCUUGUACCGACCUGCGUUGUAUUUAUUUGAGUUGUAAUGAGAAUUAUCACACAGAGAUCGUUGUAAUAUCUUAAUUCUUUAUAUUUUCGUUUGGUGGACAAAGACUUUAUAA